AUGGGCGGCUCUGGACGCAAGUCCCUGAGUUUUUCCACCAUGACCCAGGGAUACAGGUUGCAAUUUCUGUGCAGUCCUCCUCUGGCAAAUUCAGCUCCUCGGGCUACAUUGGUGGACCCGAAGCACAGGGAAGUGCUGCGGGCGGGGGUGACAUCACUCCUGUCCAAGGGAGCCAUAAGAGAGGUGGAACAGGGCGACCGGCAAGCUGGGUUUUACUCCCAUUAUUUCCUUGUCCCCAAACGGGACGGAGGGACUCCGACCAAUCCCGGUCCUCAGGGGGCUCAGCAAGUAUCUCCGUCCCCUGAGAUGCAAGAUGCUGACAGUUCAGAGGAUGGGAGUGAAAUCAUCUACGGGAAAAAAGUUGAGGAGGGAUCGAUGCAGUAUAUGGCCUCGCUGCAGAACAACAAUAAAGAACAUGUAUGUGGAGGAUUCCUCAUCAGGGAAGACGUUGUGGUCACUGCUGCGCACUGUGAUGAUGCGGGAUUUACAUCUGUUGUUCUUGGCACCCACGAUCUCAAGAAAAAAGAAGAAGAAAUAAGAAGAGAUAUUGAACGGAGAUACAAACACAAAGGUUAUCUGGGUGUAGCUUAUGGUAAUGACAUCAUGCUCCUCAAACUGUCUCAGGGGGCUGGACCGGACAACAGAGUGGAAACAAUUCAACUUCCCACCUCUGAAAUGAACACAAACUCAAAGGAAACCUGCAGUGUAGCUGGAUGGGGUAGAACUGAACGUGGAGCUGUUGAUGAUCUGAGAGUGGUGAAUUUGUCUAUCAUUAAACUACAAGUCUGUAAGGAGCAAUGGCUUCGUGUGCAUCAUAAUCUUCCUGCCAACGUAAUCUGUGCAGGUGGAUACGAAACAGACAAAGGAUUCUGUCAGGGUGAUUCUGGUGGUCCUCUGGUGUGCAACGGGAAGGCUGUUGGUGUUGUCUCUUACAACCGUAGAGAAAACUGUAACUACCCAGAUGUACCCAACGUCUACUUGGAUCUAUAUAAAUACCUUCCCUGGAUCAAGAGCAUCCUCGGAGACAUGAAACAUUAUGAGUCAAAAUCUUGCACAAAGUUUUGCUUCAGCAUACAUUCAUUGUAA
Molecule: messenger RNA, 1086 nt
Organism: Sebastes umbrosus (honeycomb rockfish)
Lineage: Eukaryota; Metazoa; Chordata; Actinopteri; Perciformes; Sebastidae
Product: duodenase-1-like
Exons: 5
Coding region: 1-1086 (361 amino acids)
Biological process (GO): proteolysis
Molecular function (GO): serine-type endopeptidase activity
Source: RefSeq, a predicted model, not a curated record